AUGGCAAACGAAGAGGGAAGCUCUACACAGUUGGCUGAAGAACAAAUAAUUGAAGAUAUUAUCUCUGAAGAGGACGAUGGAUUCGCCUUCAAGCACCUUUUGCUCGAGGAAGACGAGGAAGAGGAUUUUGACGCCUUUGUUCAGAAGUACGGCGCAGUGAAAGUUAAGUACAUUAAAAAGCCGAAAAUAAAAGAAUGGUUUGUCAAUAAGCCAUACGCACUCAAUUUCUUCUAUAACGGCACUUUAUACAGAACUCGGUCUGAGCGUGGAGAAAGCGGUAAGGUGGAGCUGUUCCUUGACUUGCUGUACGUGGGAAUUGUGGCGAAGCUCGCUGCUUCUGCAACUGAAGAAGCUACUGGCGUGGCACUCCUCAAGUAUGUGCUAUUCUUUUUCCCAAUCUGGCAAGUCUGGUCCGACAUCAAGGACUUUAUGAACUACUACUUCAAUGAAGACCUGUCGCAGAAGCUUUACAUGCUGUGGAUUCUAUCCCUGCUUGUCGUAUACACCAAUGCAACGAACUACUUUUUGGAGUCCAAUCGGGCCAAUGCCGCAGUCAUAGUGCCGUACAUCCUGUGCCGUCUGUCUCUGGCCAUCAGCUUGCUCGUGUAUGCGGUUUACGUCCCGCAACACCGACACCAAAACAUCUUGUACGGUUCGCUAAUUAUAGUUACCUGCUGCAUCUGGAUCCCAGUCAUUUUUGUCGGUGUCCGUGUCAAGAUCGGGCUCGCUUUCAUGAACCUGUUCUUGGAGAUUGCGUCGUGGGUGGUCUCGUACCAUCCAUACACCAAACGGGUGCUCAAGCUGAAGUACAGCACAGCCAUCAACAUCGAGCACGAGGUGGAGAGAUUUGGAGCUUUCUACGUUAUUGCCAUUGGUGAGUUCCUGUACAGCAUCGUUGCAACGACCGCAGAGCACAAUUUCGGUGAAGGCGUGUCCGAAAAAGUAGGCCGUGCAAUUAUGCUCCUGAUCAUUGCAUAUUGUCUUUUAUGGCUCUACUUCAAUGGAGACGGGUCGAAAAAAGCCAUCCAUGCUGCAAGACGCUCAGGAAACACCGCGCUCUUAUGGUUCACCUUGCACAUGCCCCUCAUCAGUUCGUUGAUCUUGAGUGCAGAUGCGGCUGCAGAGCUGUGCUAUGCCGACGAGAUCGAGAAUCACGGACUUUCGUAUUACUUUACCGGCGGAUUGUGCGUUUCUUUAUUCUCGCUCUAUGGACUUGCAAUGCUGGACAAGUCGAUCGACGACCAGGCAGAGCAGCUAGGUCGCCAGGAUUGCGGAACGCACUAUGUUUCCAAAUUUUGGCGUCUUUUACCUCGUCUUCCGAUAGGAGUGAUCAUUAUUUGUCUCACUGUCGCAGAUCUGGAAAUCACCAAGCUUAUUGCGACCACCAUGUGCUUGUUUGUGGUUUUGCUGGCCUAUGAGAUUGGAAUGACCAUUAAUUGUUAUAAGGAGGAUUAA
This is a messenger RNA of Ogataea philodendri, 1455 nucleotides long. RefSeq lists its product as uncharacterized. NCBI's taxonomy places the organism in Eukaryota, Fungi, Ascomycota, Pichiomycetes, Pichiales, Pichiaceae. The record is from RefSeq and is a predicted model, not a curated record. Bases 1 to 1455 code for a protein of 484 amino acids. The transcript has a single exon.